AAUACCGCAUGCCAAGUGUUUGAUGAUUUGGGUGACAGAAAUGUAAGCACGUAUUCACAUUUCACAUUCAUCUCCACUUUCUUUUUCGCAAUAUUACCAGUGCCAUGCUUAGGAAGAAAGAAGGACAUUGUCUUAAUUAUGUUGAUGGAGAAAUCACUUUAUAUGCUUGAGCUUAGGGUAUAUACAGAGUGACUCGUGUAGGAAAUCAUUCUGUUCUCUUUGUGGCAGAAAAGUAACCUCGUCUAUGGAUGCUAUCAUCUCCUGAGCUGAACUGGACCAUCAGGAUACUUUGACUUCUCGGAACAUACAAAGAACGUGGAAUAAAAACGGUGUAGCCUCCCGUAGCUUACCUAAUCUAAUUUGGAAAUCAGAAAUCAAAAUUACUUGCAAAUGUCUGUGGCUGCUCCAAGUUCCCUUUUGAAGGUGGAGGAGAUACAAGGAAGAGGGAGGGGAAUGGUUGCAUCACAACCUCUUAAAGCCGGCCAAAUUGUCCUUAGAGAUUCUCCUAUCCUGCUCUAUUCUGCUUUGCCAUUGAUCCCGCAGUCUUUAUCUUCGUCCUCCUCUACCCUAGCCUCCUCCUUCUGUGAUCACUGCUUUAGAACCUUACCAUCCUCUUUACAGGGCGAUUCUUCAUCUUCUGCAGUUUUGUGCCCUUCAUGUAGACAUUAUCGUUUUUGCAGCUCUAAUUGUCUCUCAAAGGCAUUGAAUUCAUCUCAUUCUUCUUGGGUAUGUCAAGCAUUGUCUCACUUCCAAGCCAACUCUCCUCUUCUUGGACAUCCCCUUGAGCUUCAAGUCCAGGCUCAAUUUCUCGUUGCUGCAUACAAUCUUGCCAAUAUCUCCCCCUCAGACUUUCAAAUCUUGCUUUCUCUUCAUGGUUCUCCUGAUGACGCUACAAUUUCUGCAGCUCAAUUCCUACACCCUCUUAUUUCAUCCCUCUGCUCAAUUGCUCCCAUUGGUCUUCAGAAUGUAUUUUCUUUGGAACUCACCUCUGCGCUUCUGGCCAAGGACAAGCACAAUGCCUUUGGCUUAAUGCAGCCUGUUUCUGUUAAUGAUGGCCAGAGGUCUGUUAGAGCUUAUGGUAUAUACCCCUAUGCCUCCUUUUUUAACCACGAUUGCCUUCCCAAUGCCUGCAGAUUUGAUUAUGUGGAUAGUAAUCCACCAGAUGGCAGUAAUAAUACUGACAUUAUUGUUAGGAUGAUUCAUGAUGUUCCCCAAGGCAGGGAGAUCUGUUUGAGCUAUUUCCCUGUCAAUGAAAACUAUGCUAGCAGGCAGAAGAGAUUGAUGGAAGACUAUGGCUUCACCUGUAAUUGUGAUCGGUGUAAUGUCGAAUCAAAUUGGUCAGAUAAUGAUGACACUAUCGAAGAAGAUAAUGCAGAGGAUGGAGAAGAGGUUAUGGAUGAGGAGGACCAAUAUGAAAACAUGGCAGCGUCAGAUACAGACAAUAAUAAUGAUUUCCCACACGCAUAUUUCUUUUUAAGGUACAUGUGUGAUAGACCAAAUUGCGGGGGAACUUUGGCUCCUCUACCCCCACAAGUUGAUAGUCCAUCUAAUGUCAUGGAAUGUAAUGUCUGUGGCAAAUUGAAAAGUGAUGAUGAGCAAGAUGAAGCUCCCAUGGAGGACUGAGUCACCAGGUUCCUACUGUUGCAUUGUUGCAUGUGGAUUGAGGGACUUCUACAAUCUACCUAUGCUAGAUUUUUGCUCAAAUUACACUCUACAAACGGAGAUUAAUGCUCACAACUCAGGAACCAAUGACAGUUCUUUGGGCUGUUUUUAAGAUUGUAAUCGUGUGUCUGAAGCUGUAGCUUGUUGCUUUAUUUUAAAUCUGCUUUAAAUUUGCCAGAAACAUACUACUAGCACCUCUCUUUUUUAAAUAUGCUUUUUUGAUA
Molecule: messenger RNA, 1886 nt
Organism: Arachis duranensis
Lineage: Eukaryota; Viridiplantae; Streptophyta; Magnoliopsida; Fabales; Fabaceae
Product: histone-lysine N-methyltransferase ASHR2
Exons: 3
Coding region: 391-1623 (410 amino acids)
Molecular function (GO): protein binding
Source: RefSeq, a predicted model, not a curated record